AUGAGCACGGCCAAAUGCAGAUCUCAUGGGGAACAGUUCCCAAGAAUCUCUCGUGACCGUCUGAGAUCCAAAUUAGUUAAGCAGUUCGAGACACCUUGGACCAUCUGUGAUCUUGAAGACGUGAUUACGGGUCGCCCUGGAAGAGCCACGGACCUCGAAGCCUGUAAGCUGCGAAACUCCCGUGGCAUCUACGGUCAGAGAGGAGACGAUCUUCACUUUCGGACGGACAUCGCCGUUGCUGCUGGGGAUGAGCUUCUGAAGGCCGCGAGACGCACCGCGCUUCGCAAAUAUCCGGGCAUGGAGGCUGAUGGUAGCGUGCUACUUGUCCUGGCAGCGGGCUGGAACGCGGAUCACACUACGUUUGACUGUUUGGAUUCUGACGGGCAUGCCUGGCGAAAGGCGGAGCUUGUUGCGCUUGCAGAGCUAUGUGCCCUAGACGGUCAUCCAGCUUCGACCUUCCGAGUAAAAUUCAAGCAAUUGCUUCGCAGGCUGCAGGGGGAGCAUACGGCUUUCCUGCUGCAGCCCAUCUCCGACAUAUGCGCAAUAGCACCUUCGAACACAAGCGAGCUCCAACGUGCACUUGAGCAUACGCUUUCAGCACCGGCUGAAGCGAGAAAGGCAUCCUGCCUGCUUUGGCCGCAGCAAAAACGCCAACGCUGUCAGACUGAUGCUGAGAAACUUUCAGAGCUUACUGGAAUACCUGAAGAGACUGCGCAGUCCAUUCUUGAAGCAACGGGUACCAUUGCAGGUGCCCUGCAGCAUCCCAUGUUUCAGCCGACACCCCAACUUGCCGCUAGAUCUUUCAAGCAAAGGCUGCGGCAACCUGUUGAGGUCAUCAACCUGGAUGAUGACCUGGAUGACCCU
This is a messenger RNA of Symbiodinium pilosum, 864 nucleotides long. NCBI's taxonomy places the organism in Eukaryota, Dinophyceae, Suessiales, Symbiodiniaceae. The record is from the annotation of a GenBank genome assembly.